Molecule: messenger RNA, 1917 nt
Organism: Nicotiana attenuata
Lineage: Eukaryota; Viridiplantae; Streptophyta; Magnoliopsida; Solanales; Solanaceae
Exons: 6
Coding region: 1-1917 (638 amino acids)
Biological process (GO): DNA integration
Molecular function (GO): nucleic acid binding; RNA-DNA hybrid ribonuclease activity
Source: RefSeq, a predicted model, not a curated record
AUGAGGAAGGAAAGGAACAAGCCUUCAAGAUGGUCCAUAUUGUUUAACCAAUAUGAGAUCACAAACACACCUCAAAAAGUUGUGAAAGGACAAGCACUAGCAAAUUUUCUGGCUGAUCACCCUCUUCCGGCAGAAUGGGAGCUUUCGGAUGAGUUUCCAGAUGAAGACGUUUUGUUUAUCGAAGAAUUGCCACCAUGGACAUUGUUCUUUGAUGGAUCUGCACGUCGUAAUUGUGCGGGGGCAGGUGAAACAUGCUCCAAUAAUGCUGCAGAGUACCAAGCCCUGAUCGUCGGUCUCGAAAUGGCAUUAGAAAUGAAGAUUCUAAUGUUGGAGAUCUACGGCGACUCCAAGCUGAUCAUCAACCAACUUUUGGGGAAUUACGAGGUAAAGAAGGAAGAUCUAUUGUCCUACCAUGAAUACGCUUCUGGUUUACUUGAAAACUUUGACCGAGUGUUCUUAAACCACGUCCCAAGAGAAGAAAAUUGCAAGGCUGAUGCUUUGGCUAACUUGGCCACGAUGAUGGCACUUGGAGAGAAUGAGUCAACAAAGAUCCGCGACAAAGAACAGACAUCAAACGAAGAGCACCACGAUUCAUCUUCUAUAAGGGGACAUUGUUUCGACGCUCUUUUGAAGGACUAUUCUUGCGAUGUCUUGACAAAGAAGAAGCCCGCCAAGCGAUGGAGGAAGCACAUUCUGGAAUCUGGUCCCAAGCUCCAUUUUCGCAUCAAGAGGAUGGGCUACUACUGGGCGACAAUGGUGAAGGACUGCAUGGAUCAUGCCAAAAGAUGUCAAGCAUGUUUUCAUGCCAACUACAUCCACCAACCUCCAGAGCCCCUUCACCCAACUGUAGCUUCAUGGCCAUUUGAUGCAUGGGGACUCGACGUUGUUGGACCGCUUCCAAAGUCAUCAAAGGGACAAAUGUACAUAUUAGCCGCUACAGACUACUUUUCUAGAUGGGCUGAAGAUGUUCCACUCAAGGAGGUGAAAAAGGAAACUGUUGUCGAUUUUAUCAAGUCAUAUAUAAUUUUUAGGUAUGGCAUACCAAGAUACAUAAUCACUGAUAAUGGAACUCCAUUUGACAACAAGCUCGUGAAGAGUCUAUGCGAGAAGUUCGGUUUCAAGCAACAUAAGUCUUCAAUGUAUAAUGCACCUGCCAACGGCCUUGCUGAAGCUUUUAACAAGACGCUUAAAGUCGUCCUGCCAUUGGAGCAACAAAUUCCAUCAUUGUGGAUAGCAAUCCAAGAAGGGCUCACGUCCGAAGAGAAUGCUCAACUUCGCCUAGCAGAGUUAGAGGCAUUGGAUGAGAAAAGAUUGGAAGCGCAACAAAAAUUGGAGUGCUAUCAAGCUCGGCUAGCUAGAGCUUUCAACAAGAAAGUGCGGCCACGAUCAUUCCAAGUGGGAAACUUAGUUCUAGCUAUUCGACGACCUAUAAUCCUCAACAAACGCAUAGGCGACAAGUUUACCUCAAAAUGGGAUGGGCCAUAUGUUGUGAAGGAAGCCUAUUCAAGUGGCGCAUACAAAAUUGUCGAUAAGGAUGGUCUCAAAGACCAAGCGGAUUGCAGUUUGGACAUUCCCAGGUCGAGAUACGAUUUUUUCAAUGCGAGCAUGAAAUGCUAUGAAGUCAAAACAGCAGAGACACACCAAGUGCUUGCUCGCCGAAGUUGGAAAAGCCUACUCCAGUGGCCUUCCUCGCCAGCUUGCAACAAUGUGAUAUGGUACAUGUCGCACUCGCUCGCCAAGGAUGAAAUAUGGUCGCUCGAGCUCCAAGCCUCUUUCUCACCAAGUCGCAAGGCUGAGAUGCACCAUGUUGCUGAAGGGAUGUACCAAGUUGUUGUUAUACUCUCUCGAAAACCUACAAAAAUAAGAAAAGAUUUUGGAGCCCUCAGUGCCAUAGCACGACGUUUCUGCUUCUACUGA